UUGCUUGCGGGACUGCAACCACUGGACGAUCGUGAUGAACUCCACGAUCGUAACGAUUCCACGCUCACCUUCCGUUCCCAAGCAGAGCAAGGUUCGAGAUGCCCAUAGUAAAAGUUUGACAAGAGAGCAAACAACCUCCCUGAAACCAACAACAUGAACAAUACUGACAAUGAAGUUCCCCUUGACAAGGUUCUAUCAAGCUUUCUGACUGAUGAGGAAGUUCAUGAUGUAACCUUGCUGGCAAAUGAUGGCACAAAAGUAGAGGCAAACCGCUUUGUUUUGUCCAUCAGAUCUCCAGUAUUUCGCCGCAUGUUUCUGGGAAAUUUCUCUGAAUCCAACAAGCCUGAGGUAACUGUUGGCUUUGGUGGAAGCAUCAUGCAGGAUAUUGUGGAAUACAUUCAUACAGAUUCAUGUUCUAGUCUUGUUGGGAAGAAACGAAAGGCCUGUAAUGAGAAUGAGACAGAGUUGUGGAAUCAGGCCAAGGAACACACCGAGAAACUGGUGGGGCUCUCUACGGCUGCCACAUACUACAAUCUACCUAGCCUUGUCCAGAAGAUCGAGAAGAGCAUCUCAAAGUCCUUGGAAAGUACUCCAUCCUUGUCAUUGGCGCUCUUGGCAGCAUGCCACAAAGCAGGCCCCUCGGUUCCAGCAGAAUUGGCUGAGCCUGCCUGGUUAUUGGUCCGAACCAAGGACGAUGCCCUCAUGAGCUCAAAGGCAAUUGCAUGUGUGGAUGCAACUCUGGUGGAAAAGAUUCUCAAGGAUGAUCAAAUGAUGGUUCAUGAGUACAAUCUUGUUCUAUUUCUGGUUCAAUGGUUUCAAAUCAACCCAAAGAAUCGCAAAUCGAUUGCCAAAGAGCUUGGAUGCAACAUCAAGCUGGAAAAAAUAAAUCCUUCACUUCUCUCUGAUACUGUUGCCUCAUCUGGCCUGUUCAUGUCUGAUCAAAUCCAUGAAGCCUACAAAAACCAAGCCCUGCAUGCAGAACAAGCUCACUCUGUGCCUUUUCAAGGAUCACGAUAUUUCCAUGUCUGGAAAAAAUCUCGCAAUACAGUGACCGGUUUGGAUGAGUCUGGUGUCAAUACAGACACUCUCGUGUGCGCUCCCAUCGAGAACGGUAUCCACCAAUGGACAGUGAAGCUAUUAAAAGAUGGUGAUAGAUACCCAGGUGUUGUGUUGGGGAUUGUCUGCACCCAAACAUCUGUGGAAGAUGAAAGUCAACUUGGACACCGGAAGGUAGGUUGGGGAUUGGAUGCCGUUGGCAAAUCCUACGAAAAUGGCAAGCGGAAGAAAACUAAAAGGCGUGGUAUUCAGGCCGGCACAGAAGUCACACUGACACUCAAUCUGAACCCCAGCAAUGAAGGAAAUGGUACCUUGAACAUUUCCUGGGAAAACAACAAUGGAAAUAGAAAUGGUUCUCAUAAUGUCGUCGACAAUCUAUGUGAUCAUCUAAAGUCACACCCUGGAGGAUUUCUUCCUGCAGUAUCAACUUUGGAUGGUGCCCGUGUCCAGUUUGUAAAAAUGAGAAAGCUCCAAGAAGACUGACUGACCGUUACAGGUUGGUGCAUAUAAGCUACCAAGUAUAGCGUUCAUUCUUUGCACGUUGACACGUGAUCAUUUAGACUUGAAAGCAUCCCAAACACUUGAAGCGAAAGUCUAUUGCAUUGGCCAAAAUUUGAAAUCGUGUUCCCACAGACACUGUCCUCGUGCGACGAAACUCAUUUGCGUCCUAGGAUCCAUGACAGUCGAAU
Molecule: messenger RNA, 1745 nt
Organism: Seminavis robusta
Lineage: Eukaryota; Bacillariophyta; Bacillariophyceae; Naviculales; Naviculaceae
Source: the annotation of a GenBank genome assembly